AUGGCGAAUCGGAAGUUAGAGAAGAUGGCAUCAAUAGAUGUUCAUCUUCGUCAAUUAGUUCCUGGUAAAGUUAGUGAAGACGAUAAACUUGUUGAGUAUGAUGCUCUGCUUCUAGAUCGAUUCCUCGAUAUUCUUCAAGACUUACACGGCGAAGAUCUCCGUGAAACUGUUCAAGAGCUAUAUGAGCAUUCAGCAGAGUACGAAGGGAAGCAUGAACCAAAGAAGUUAGAGGAGUUGGGGAGUGUACUAACGAGUUUAGAUCCAGGAGAUUCCAUUGUUAUAGCUAAAGCUUUCUCACAUAUGCUUAACUUGGCUAAUUUAGCUGAGGAAGUUCAGAUCGCGUAUCGACGUAGGAUCAAGAAGUUGAAGAAAGGUGAUUUUGUUGAUGAGAGUUCUGCUACUACUGAAUCUGAUCUUGAAGAGACUUUUAAGAAACUUGUUGGUGAUUUGAAUAAGUCGCCUGAAGAGAUCUUUGAUGCUCUCAAGAAUCAGACUGUUGAUUUGGUUUUAACUGCUCAUCCUACUCAAUCUGUGAGAAGAUCAUUGCUUCAGAAACAUGGGAGGAUAAGAGACUGUUUGGCUCAGCUCUAUGCUAAGGAUAUUACUCCUGACGACAAGCAAGAGCUCGACGAGGCUUUACAGAGAGAGAUUCAAGCGGCAUUUCGAACAGAUGAGAUCAAAAGAACACCACCGACGCCUCAAGAUGAGAUGAGAGCAGGGAUGAGUUAUUUCCAUGAAACUAUCUGGAAAGGUGUUCCUAAGUUUCUUCGCCGUGUAGACACAGCUCUGAAAAAUAUUGGGAUCGAAGAACGUGUUCCGUAUAAUGCUCCAUUGAUUCAAUUCUCUUCUUGGAUGGGUGGUGACCGUGACGGUAAUCCAAGGGUUACACCUGAAGUCACUAGAGAUAUGUCUAUGUGGCGUUGCACUGACGAACUGCGUCUGCGAGCUGAUGAACUUCACGCGAAUGCGAGGAAAGAUGCUGCUAAACAUUACAUAGAGUUCUGGAAGACGAUUCCUCCAACUGAGCCAUACCGUGUGAUUCUCGGUCAUGUAAGGGACAAGCUUUAUCACACACGUGAACGUGCUCGUCAAUUGCUCAGUAAUGGAAUCUCUGAUGUCCCUGAAGAAGCUACUUUCACCAACUUGGAAGAGUUCUUGGAACCACUUGAGCUUUGUUACCGAUCGCUAUGUUCAUGUGGUGACCGUCCAAUUGCUGAUGGAAGCCUUCUUGAUUUCUUGAGGCAAGUCUCAACCUUUGGGCUCUCUCUUGUGAGGCUUGACAUAAGGCAAGAAUCUGACCGCCACACCGAUGUAUUGGAUGCUAUCACCAAGCAUUUAGAUAUCGGAUCCUACAGAGACUGGUCUGAAGAACGCCGCCAGGAAUGGCUAUUAUCUGAGCUAAGUGGCAAACGUCCGCUUUUCGGUUCUGAUCUUCCUAAAACCGAAGAAAUCGCUGAUGUUCUCGACACAUUUCAUGUCAUCGCCGAGCUACCAUCAGACAGUUUUGGUGCUUACAUUAUCUCAAUGGCAACCGCGCCUUCUGAUGUAUUAGCGGUUGAGCUUUUACAGCGCGAAUGCCAUGUGAAACGCCCUUUGAGGGUUGUUCCACUCUUCGAGAAGCUAGCGGAUCUAGAAGCAGCUCCUGCAGCGGUUGCUAGGCUCUUUUCCGUUGACUGGUACAAGAACCGGAUUAACGGUAAGCAAGAGGUUAUGAUCGGUUACUCAGAUUCAGGAAAAGACGCUGGACGUUUAUCCGCUGCUUGGCAGUUAUACAAAGCUCAAGAAGAGCUCGUGAAGGUUGCUAAAGAGUACGGUGUGAAGCUAACGAUGUUUCACGGUCGUGGUGGUACGGUCGGAAGAGGAGGCGGACCGACCCAUCUUGCUAUAUUGUCUCAGCCACCAGAUACUAUUAACGGUUCUCUCCGUGUCACGGUCCAAGGUGAAGUCAUUGAGCAAUCGUUUGGUGAAGAGCAUUUAUGCUUUAGAACGCUUCAGCGUUUCACUGCUGCUACACUAGAGCACGGUAUGCAUCCUCCGGUUUCUCCUAAACCAGAAUGGCGCACUUUGCUCGAUGAAAUGGCUGUUGUUGCAACCGAGGAGUAUCGGUCUGUUGUGUUCCAAGAACCUCGGUUUGUCGAGUACUUCCGCCUUGCUACACCAGAACUAGAGUAUGGGCGUAUGAACAUCGGAAGCAGACCUUCAAAGCGGAAACCAAGCGGUGGCAUCGAAUCUCUCCGUGCAAUUCCGUGGAUCUUUGCUUGGACUCAAACAAGAUUCCAUCUUCCUGUCUGGCUGGGAUUCGGAGCAGCAAUUAGGCACGUGAUCGAAAAAGACGUCAAGAACCUCCAUAUGCUUCAGGACAUGUACAAACACUGGCCUUUCUUUAGAGUCACCAUUGAUCUAAUAGAAAUGGUGUUCGCUAAAGGAGAUCCCGGUAUCGCUGCUUUGUACGAUAAGCUUCUUGUUUCAGAAGAACUAUGGCCUUUUGGUGACAAACUCAGAGCCAAUUUCGAAGAAACCAAGAAACUCAUCCUCCAGACUGCUGGACACAAGGAUCUUCUUGAAGGAGAUCCUUACUUGAAACAGAGAUUGAGACUUCGUGAUUCGUACAUUACGACUCUCAAUGUCUGUCAAGCUUACACAUUGAAGAGAAUCCGUGAUCCGAGUUACAAUGUGACUUUACGACCUCACAUCUCCAAGGAGAUUGCGGAAUCGAGCAAAUCAGCGCAAGAACUCAUCGAGCUGAACCCUACGAGUGAAUACGCUCCUGGACUCGAAGAUACACUCAUCUUAACCAUGAAAGGUAUUGCUGCUGGUCUACAAAACACUGGUUGA
Molecule: messenger RNA, 2835 nt
Organism: Arabis nemorensis
Lineage: Eukaryota; Viridiplantae; Streptophyta; Magnoliopsida; Brassicales; Brassicaceae
Source: the annotation of a GenBank genome assembly